CUCAUUUUUUUCAAAAUGGCGUCUAAAGUGGUUCCGUCGUUCGGUCGACAUCUGAAAGAAUUGAGAAUACACUUAUGUCAGACUUCAAAGACUAGCCAAGGUGUCAGGGAAUUCAUUGAAAAUGGAUAUGUACCACUGAAGACUGCUAAUCCAAAAUUUCCAAUUCUGAUCCGGGAAUGUAGUGGAGUACAACCUAGGCUAUAUGCUCGUUAUGAGUAUGGUCAAGAAGUGAGCAAACCUUUGUCAGACCUAAACAGCACUCAAGUGAUGGAUGCUAUAAAGACAGUUUCUCAAAAAACAGUAUGAGGCUGAGUUGUGUGUAUGAGGUGGUCACUUGAGUGGUCUGCCUGAGUAAAAGACUUUUUGUAAAUUUAAUGUAUAAGAUGGAAUAGCUACAUAUUUUGCCUGUUUUGAUGUAAUAAAAUUGUAAUUGUGAAGAC
Pecten maximus is the source of this 440-nucleotide messenger RNA. RefSeq names its product NADH dehydrogenase [ubiquinone] 1 alpha subcomplex subunit 2-like. NCBI's taxonomy places the organism in Eukaryota, Metazoa, Mollusca, Bivalvia, Pectinida, Pectinidae. The record is from RefSeq and is a predicted model, not a curated record. The transcript is spliced from 3 exons. The coding region runs from base 16 to 306 and encodes 96 amino acids.